CUCAAGUUCUGUUGUUGUCGCGCGGCGCGCCGCUCGCGCUGAUAACGCGACGCCAUGCCGACCUGCGCACGCGCCUAGCGUCAACUGCUCUUAAUGGAUAUCGAGUGCUACUGACUCCUAUGGAUUUUGUGAUUGAAUGUGAUAAGUGUUUGGAUUAAUAAUAUUAAGAAUUUUAAUAACUUUUUAAAGUGAUUUGGAGCGAUUACGUUUUCGAAUUUUAUACUCUUUUCUACGAAAGCGUACGAAAACCGCCGCCAAACUGUCUACCGCAAAUGAAAUUAUUCUCAACUACCACGUGGAAGCGCUAAUAGGUCGGUGGCGCACGAGCCCGAUGAGCGCGUGCGCAGUGGCCGCCAUGCGCGAAAAGCACGCGGCACCGCGCCGCCUGGCAUCCCCGCCAUCAUCGCCUCUAGAUCACCACCCCAGCCCACUUGGCUCACCACGGGCCGACGAGCCGCUCGACCUCAGAGUCACUCACAAGCGCCCCCAGCGACUCGAAGAUGAAAACUGCAACCUGAUUACACCGUCACCGCCACCACACCCCACACACCCAGCACAUCCAGCUCAUCCAGCGCACCCAGCGCUCCUGCAAUUCUGCAGAAGGCUACCCCUAGCAUUGCCAGCGUCAUUCGGACGUUACCCCUUUCUUCCAGCAGCAGCUGCGACACUCCUCACCCCUGGAGCCCCUAGACCGCCUCCGUUGCCCCAAAACCCUGGUGUGAACAGAGCGCGGGACCGCUACACGUGCUCUUACUGUGGCAAAGCAUUCCCUCGUAGUGCUAACCUAACCAGACACUUACGGACGCAUACUGGUGAACAGCCGUACCGGUGCAAAUACUGUGAAAGGUCGUUUUCAAUAUCGUCAAACUUACAACGGCAUGUGAGAAAUAUCCACAAUAAGGAGAGACCGUUUCGCUGUCGUCACUGUGACAGAUGUUUCGGCCAACAGACGAAUUUAGACAGGCAUCUGAAGAAACAUGAGGCCGAGAACGGGGACGACAGUCGCAGGAGAUCCCCAGAAGAGACGUACUUCGAAGAGAUUAGAUCGUUUAUGGGUAGAGUUGCACCCGCACGGCGAACGACAGCCGCCGCUGCUGCGAGCGCUGCAGAUCACACUUGAUAGUGAUUUGCUAAAUCAAUCAUCGCUACAAAAAUCUGGUCGAUGCUUCCAAAUGACUCAAUAGUGUUGUAUAUUCUCUGCCUCGGGCUUCAUGACUUGUGAUCGAUUAGUAUUAGCGCCAAGGUAUCCCUUGCCUCAUUUUUCUGUUCUUACUUUAUUUGUGUCAUGUUAAAAUUUUAACUGAUUCUCUAUAUAUUUAGUUGUAAGAUAAUUCCUAACAGCUGUUACCGCUAUUGUUCUGUACCCUUCGGCGCAGAUAAGACACAUAAAAAGUAGGUCGUUUAAGGUAAUAAGUUGCAAGACGUGAUAUCGUAUCUUAUCAUAAACUUUGAUGUACUUAUUGUAAAUAUAGCUAUUGAAUAUAGUUCUUUAGAUAGUGAUGUAAUAAAUUUUUAUGAGCUUGGUUAUACCUAGCAAGACAAUCAAAUAUUCUACGUGUUCAGAGUGUUCGCUAUGUUAGUAUAAAUUUAGUAUUGUAUGUGUAAGUAGUUCUUUUGUAUUAUUUUGUAAAUUUUGCUUUGUAUGAUGUUAUAUUAAUAAUUUAGUCUGAGAGAAAACGCCGGUUACCAAUAAACAUUAUAACUUGUUGCUUAUUGAAGAUAUUAUAAAUAUUUUUAUUGUGUGUUAGAAAAUGUAAUCAGGGAAUUUUAUCUUUACGUUGGAUAAAUUAUUUUAUAUCUGUAUUUAAUUGCAGAUGUCACGGAAGGGUCUGAUAAUUAAAGCAUUUGUAUCGAGUUGUCAAAAAUAUAUUAAGAUUGUUAUUGUUUACUUCUUCAACUGUACGUUAUAUCGAAUAUACACACUAAACGAAAAAAAAAGGGUGCGUGUACUUAUGUACGCGCGUAAGAAGCUAUACUUCUUUGGCAUUAUUAAAAAUAGUUUUUGAUUGCAUGCAAAUAAUUAA
Pieris napi is the source of this 2024-nucleotide messenger RNA. Its product is annotated as transcription factor hamlet-like. Gene Ontology annotation, cellular component: nucleus. The transcript is spliced from 3 exons. Gene Ontology annotation, biological process: regulation of transcription by RNA polymerase II. Gene Ontology annotation, molecular function: RNA polymerase II cis-regulatory region sequence-specific DNA binding; DNA-binding transcription activator activity, RNA polymerase II-specific. Bases 332 to 1120 code for a protein of 262 amino acids. Lineage: Eukaryota; Metazoa; Arthropoda; Insecta; Lepidoptera; Pieridae. The record is from RefSeq and is a predicted model, not a curated record.